AUGUCUCUCUACACCCCCUCCUCCAAAGCAGCCAAGAGGCGAGCAGCCAACCUCGGCGCUUCGACCAGCAACCACACAUCCACACCCAACCAUCUCUCAACAUCUUCCUCCUCCAGAAUGGUCAACGCACACCACCACAUCGAUGCAGCGUUGACCGACGAGCAGCGACAAGAGAUCAAAGAGGCCUUCGAGCUGUUCGACACAGACAAGGACGGAGCCAUCGACUACCACGAGCUCAAGGUCGCGAUGCGAGCGCUCGGAUUUGACCUCAAGAAAGCCGAAGUGCUCAAACUGCUUCGUGAUCACGACAAGACCAACUCCGGUCUUUUGGAAUGGGACGACUUUAACAAGAUCAUGUCGGAAAAGAUCGCAUCUCGAGAUCCGAUGGAAGAGAUCCGCAAGGCAUUCGCGCUGUUCGACGACGAUGGAACCGGCAAAAUCUCAUUGAGGAACCUUAAGCGCGUUGCAAAGGAGCUGGGCGAAACGCUCGACGACGACGAGUUGCAGGCCAUGAUCGAUGAGUUCGAUCUGGAUCAGGAUGGCGAGAUCAGCCAGAACGAGUUCAUUUCGAUCAUGAUGGACGAUUCUUAG
Messenger RNA from Sporisorium graminicola, 591 nucleotides. RefSeq lists its product as uncharacterized. The record is from RefSeq and is a predicted model, not a curated record. Bases 1 to 591 code for a protein of 196 amino acids. The transcript has 2 exons. Gene Ontology annotation, biological process: spindle pole body duplication. NCBI's taxonomy places the organism in Eukaryota, Fungi, Basidiomycota, Ustilaginomycetes, Ustilaginales, Ustilaginaceae. Gene Ontology annotation, cellular component: mitotic spindle pole body; half bridge of spindle pole body. Gene Ontology annotation, molecular function: calcium ion binding; microtubule binding.